This is a messenger RNA of Motacilla alba alba, 2445 nucleotides long. Its product is annotated as microtubule cross-linking factor 1-like. Gene Ontology annotation, cellular component: microtubule bundle; lateral plasma membrane; midbody. Gene Ontology annotation, biological process: establishment or maintenance of epithelial cell apical/basal polarity; microtubule bundle formation. The transcript has a single exon. NCBI's taxonomy places the organism in Eukaryota, Metazoa, Chordata, Aves, Passeriformes, Motacillidae. The record is from RefSeq and is a predicted model, not a curated record. Gene Ontology annotation, molecular function: microtubule binding. Bases 1285 to 2445 code for a protein of 386 amino acids.
CAAAACGUCCGGGACUGUCCUCCCCCGAGCGCGCUGCAGUCCCUGACAUCCAGACGUGGACGCCUCCCAAGGACUUCAGAAGCUAAGCACGCAUUUACUUUCAUCUGACAGAUAAGGCAGCCACCGCGUCUACUCCAAGGUCCGCUGUGUCCCAGCGGAAGAAUCGGAAACAUCCCGGCUGGUGCUGCUCUGCUCUCCCCAUUAAGGCUGUGCCUCUUUCCCACGCCCGAGCCUCUCCUCCCUUUCAUUUACUCUCCCGGUGCUUUGCAAAUGUAAGGGCUGCAAUUUCAUGUGCCCCUACUCCAAAAGGACGGGUCCGUGCCUUUUGUAGUUCAGCCAGAGCCAGGAACUUGCUAAUAUCCUUGGAUACUCGGCUCUGCCCCUAGGUGAACCUGUAUCUGCCUUGAGCAGGGAGAUAAUGCGGCGGCUGUUGUUUUGCUGCUGCCAGUCCCUGGAGAGACCGUUUCCAUGAAGUCUUAGCUCGGGGGAAAAAAAAAACAAACCAAAACAACCAAAACGGGCGACGCUAUAUAGCUCAUGACUGGGAAAUGAAAAUUUCUCCCUAAAUGAGGCUUUCUGAUAGGAAGAGGCUGGCAGAGGCGUCCCUAUAAUAAAGCGUGCGAGGAAAGUAGUUUGCCGGGCGGGAGGAGAGCUGCCUGGCUGGUUGACAGAGGGGGCGGAUCCUGCGCACGGGCGGGCAGCGCCGAGUCGGAGCGGCCCCGGCAGCCGCGGGGCUAUUUCAGGAGCCGGGCGGAGGCGGCGGCUGGAGCUGGGGCAGUGAUGGGGUUAGCGGCGCCGGUGGGCUGAGCGGGGGGCUUGCAAGCGGAGGGAAAGGCAGCCGGGAAAACACGCCUUUGCCUCGGAUUGAGGGGGAAAGGAUAGGUUUUUUGGGCUGCAUCACAACUUGAGCAGCAUCAAGCUGAGCCAGGCAGAGAGGGGAGCGGGAGGGGAAGAAGGAGGAGAAGAAGGAGGAGGAGGAGGAGGAGGAGGAGGAGACGGCUGCCACCGGGGGAUUUGGGCUCGAUUUAUUGAAACAAAUCAGUGCUCGGGAGAGAGCGGCGAGGAGGAGGAGGAGAAGGUGGGGGUGGGGGGGCAGGAAGAGGGGGCUCGAGAAAGAAAAGUGUGAGGGCUGUGGCUGGGAGAAACAGAAGUGAUGAGAGAGCGAGCAGGGAGGCUGGAGGAGGCUGCCCGUCCUGCCGCCGCGCCCCGCGGGGACCGCCGCUCCUGCCGCCGCCGGGCGCCCCCGCGGCCGCCGCUGCCGCCCCGCCGCCCCCGGCCCGAGCCAUGGAGGCGCUGAACGGCCCCGGCCCGGGGCCCGGCGACGCGCUGCGGCCGCCGCCGCCUUCGCCCGGCCACCACCACCCGCACGCCGAGAAGAAGCGGCUGCACCGCGCCCCGUCGCCCGCCAGACCAUUCCUCAAGGACCUGCACGCCCGCGCCGCCGCCAAGCCUCCGCCCGCGCCCCCCAAGUCCCCCGGCCUCCCCGCCCGGGCGCCCUCGUCGCCGCACCCGGGCGUCCACCAGCCCUCCGCGGGGCUCCUGGCGGCGCCGGGCCGCCUCUCCCGCCGCCCCGCCGCCCCGGGGGGCAAGGCGGCCGCCGCCGCCGUCACCGCCGUCGGCAGGGCGGGCGCCAAGGCCGCCCCCUGCGCCAAGCGGGCAGCCCGCGGUCCGGAGCCGGGGCCCGGCGGCCGGGGCGCGGGGCGGCAGCCCGGCGGGGAGGCGGCCCCGCCGCCCGGCAAGGGCAGGAAGGCGAAGCGGGGAGCCGCGGCGGGCAGCGGCCAUGCGGCGGCGGCGCUGGCCCGCGUCGGCCACACGGACAGCAGCUCCGACCUCUCCGACUGCCCCUCCGAGCCGCUCUCCGACGAGCAGCGCCUGGCCCCGGCCGCCAGCAGCGACGCCGAGUCCGGCACCGGCUCCAGCGACAGGGAGCGGGAGCAGCCCGCCGCUCAUCCCGCCGCUCAUCCCGCCGCCGAGCAGCCCCGCGUCGGCCACGGCCACGGCCCCGGCCCUGGCCCCGGGCGCGGAGCUCCGCUGGCCCUCGGCUCCCGCGGGGAUGCGCUGCCUGCGGCCACGGGCGUGGGGAGAGCCCCGAGCCGCGGGGAGCCGCCGCCGGCAGCCCCGGAGGAGCUGCAGCGGGAGGUGGAGGAGCUGCGCUCGGAGAACGAGUACCUCAAGGUGAGCAUCGCCCUCGGCGGGGAAGGGAAGGGCAGGAGGCGGCGGCGGUGGAAACGCGGCCCCCUCCUGCCCGGGAAUGCGGGAACCGCGCUUAGAAGGGGAGGAAGAAUAUCGCGCUGCCUGGAGUCACCUCCCACGGGACCCCCCGCCCCCGCUGGACCAAAUGCCAGACUUUACCCUCAGGAGAGAAAUAGGGGCAGGGAGAACCAGCCGGGCGCCUCGGCCCCCUCCUCCCCCGCCCCCACGAAGCGGGACCGCUGCGCGGCUUAG